GACAAUCGAAGUGGUCUAUCAAUUCGUCCCAUUCAGUAUCUGUCGGGGAUGUGCGUGUUGUUCACUUCCAAGGUCCUGUGCUGUGUCGAGACAUGGCCUUCGCCGCGGAACUUCCGUGUAGCAUUAUUUUCCGUAAGUGUCAAUGUAGCUAUUUCAACUUCAAAUGACAGGCACCAACCGUGAGGGUUUUGAUUGGCGCCCUCUGCGAAGUCAAUUCACCUCAAGUUCGGUAGAAUUGACUCUGCGACGCCCAUAUGCUUCGAAAUGAUCCUUAUUGAAUGACUGAUAUCUUUGUCCUCAACAAUUAAUCAUGUGCGCGGUGUUCGCAAAAGGUUGCACUGCGCAGUAUAUAUGGCCGUCACAGACCUCUCUAGAACAGCUUCCUGGUUCCAAAACCUCCUUCAGUCUUCUUUUCAUGUCGCUCUUUCCUCGCAGCUUAGUUUUUGAGACUAUAGAGCAAAUUUAUGUUCUCCAGUAUUAUGCUAUUGCAUCAAUCGUCGUGCUUUAUUAUGAUCAUUUAUUAACAUUCCGCAUGGAGGCGAAACGCAUCUGGUAUCGCCAACUGACAAUCAGCAGCGUCCUCUUCCUGCUGAACCGGUACAUCACAUUCUUCGGGUAUAUCUUUGUGAUAUAUCUCAACUUCUUCCCACCGACAAGCGUUAUUGUCUGCAAGAGAUUCAUCCGGGUCGGGAGUUUCCUAAGUCUAAUCACACAAGUAAUUAUCUCCAUAUUGUUGACAUUGAGAACAUAUGCCUUGUAUGGUCGAAGCAUGAAGAUAUUGUGUCUUCUUGCAGUUUUGGGUUCGUCGACUAUCGUCACUUCCGCGUGGACAAUAACUAAAUUCUUCGGGAUCCUCAAUAAUUUUGGGCUGGGUAACUCAGCUAAAAGUGCAUUUAUAACUUGUCUACCUGGAUUUGAAACGUCUGACAUUCCAUUCAAAGUUACUGUCAUCCUGUCAACUGUAUUUGACGCCGUGGUCUUCAGCUUAACAUUAGCAAGAACGGUUAAAAUCAUGCGAGAACACAGAACCUAUGCCGGUCUUCCCAGCCUAUUGAUGCGUGAUGGAAGCAUUUAUGCUGCUGUCAUGACAGUGGUGAAUUUAUCUAAUGUAGGGUUCUUUUCAGAGACGGCCGUACGUUCUACGCUCUUCGCGCAAAGCACAGGGAACAAUGCCCUUUUACCCCAUGUGAUAAGCGUGACCAUGGCAUCUAGACUUAUACUUAAUUUGCACGGCUACGAGGACAAACGACACAAAACCCCAAAUCGAGAAUGUCAUCCUCCGCUUCCGCUGAAGUUCCUAUCUAAUAUAGGCACGAAUAGCCGCUCCACACAUGAUGAUUCAACCAUGGAUGACGAUAUGACACAGUUCACAUCACAGGUUUCGAGGUAUUCCACUUGGUUCACUCAUGUCGUGGAUGAUUUCGACACGGAUCUGGCGGUGACCACCCACGGUGUGCGAGUGAAGGCCCUCGAUCCUCACUCAGAGGCAAACACUACUACAACUGGGUCAGUCUCACUUUCGGUUUAUUCAGCAUACAACGAAGGCGAUGAGUCCCGAUGGUUCGACGAGGAAGGAUUAGAUUACGAGAACACAGAUGACAAUGCCGACCGCUAUUGCACAACUUGCGAGAAUGCAGAUGAGAUUAAUCGUGUCAGCCGACAAUCCCAGGGUCAUAAUGUUUGGUGGUCUUCUAAUGAGGCGGGAUCCUGAGACCUGUACUGAUAUAUUCGCCUCUUCUGAC
Fomitiporia mediterranea MF3/22 is the source of this 1742-nucleotide messenger RNA. RefSeq lists its product as uncharacterized. The coding region runs from base 311 to 1711 and encodes 466 amino acids. Lineage: Eukaryota; Fungi; Basidiomycota; Agaricomycetes; Hymenochaetales; Hymenochaetaceae. The transcript has 12 exons. The record is from RefSeq and is a predicted model, not a curated record.